UAAGGCCGACGCAGACAUUUUAAAAUAAACAUUUAGCUAACGGCUAAAUGCUACACCACCAGAGCGCUCACGAAGGGGCGAGCGCGCGGUGCCACAAAAUACAUUCAUACCCAAGGUUUGUCAGGUUUUUACGGAUUGAUGAACGGCGCUUUGCGGGGAAUAAACGCACGAAGAUGUUGAGGAGUCUGGCGCCGGGGAAAGGAGCUCGUUAACACCGUGGUGAGUGCCUGUCAAGGCACCUUGCUCCACAUUUGUUGGAACGAGCAUGAAGAUGGCUGAUUCGGAGAAGGCAGAGGAAUUUGUUGAUGCAGAGUGUCCCUCCGAGCGCUUUGACGAAGCACAAUCAGCCACCACGUCUGUCCAAGAUGAACAUCUAAAAACUGAGACCACCACAAGUACCAGCUCCCCAGCAAGGGAAAAGGAGGAUGACAGCCCCUUGUACACGGAGGGUGAGCAGAGUCUUCUCUCCUUGCCUUGUUUGAUGAAGGAGCUCCGCAGAGACUCGCCCGAGUCGCAGCAGGCCUCCACGGGGAGCGAGAAACCAGCCUCUCGUCACAUCUAUGAAAGCGACUCCUCCAACCCGUGCAUGCUCUCCCCCUCAUCGAGCGGCCACUUGGCAGACUCGGACACACUCUCCUCAUGUGCUGAAGGUGCCGGAGAGGAGACUGAAACUAAAAUGGAAGCGGACCCCGCCAAGGAAGUAGAUCGGCAAACCAGUGGGAGGAAAUCUCGACGAUCGCGUUCGGAGAGCGAGGCGCCGCCCAAUGCAAUGGCGGCAAAAAAGAACCGCUGUCAGCCCGCGGGAGCGAGUGGGCCCGAGAAGCAGAUCAAUGGCAAGCAAGCCAAGGUGAAAGGCCACCGCAGCCAGAAACACAAGGAGCGGAUGCGCCUGCUGCGUCAGAAGCGUGAGGCGGCGGCACGGAAGAAGUACAACCUGCUGCAGGACAGCAGUACCAGCGACAGCGAGCUCACGUGCGACUCCAGCACCAGCUCCUCCUCUGACGACGACGACGACACUUCCGGAGGCAGCAAGACAAUCAAGACCGAUAUUCCAGACGGGCCUCCAGUAGUGGGUCACUAUGAUAUUUCAGACACUGAUUCUAACCAGGAGAGUAUGAAAGUGGAGAAAGUCCGGCCCAGCGUGAUAAAGCGCGAGCUAGAAACACUCAGAGGCCAGGAUAUGGCACUUCGCUCCGGGUGUAUAAGAGCUCUGAGCUCCGUGGCAGGCCACGCUGCGGUGGAGACGUCGCACAAGGAUGGCCGUCAACACAAGGUCCAGAUCAGCAUCGGGUCCUCGGACAGCGAGGUAGAGAUUGUGGGCGUGCAGGAGAACGCUCGAUGCGCCCACCCUUGCGGCGGUGUGAUCAAGAGCUUAUCGUCGUGGAAGGAUGACCACUCGGCGGAGCGAUCGGCCUCUGCCAACACGACGACGACGACACAACCCCCGCCACAACGGUGGACAUGCGUCUCACCUCAGUCCAGUUGGGUAUCCCCGCCGGAGGUGGUAGACCUCACGCUGGACGAGGAGAGCAGCGGACACAAACACAUACCGUAAAAAAAAAAAAACCCUUCACACUGAAAACACCCUUACUCUUCCUCGUGGUCACGUUUGCCUUCGCGGAGUUUGUUUUUACCAGAUUUUGAACAAUCGUAUAAGAAAGCCAUUCUGUUGACAAUUUUUUUUGGUUUGUUUUGGUAGAUGUGGUUACACAGCACAGCACUUGAGUUGCAGGACUAAAGGUGAAUCACCUUUUAAUUAAAGCAAUACCCUCCCUCAAACUGAUGACUGUGAGUGUGUGUGCCGUACAGUGAAAAACCAUAACUUUGCUGCUUGGAGAGCGAGGCCACGUCGUGGAACCUGGCUAGCUCCAUUACUAAAGAUAAAAAAUAUCUCUUUGUUAUUCAUUCUUUCCAUUUUCAGUUUGCCGUCCGAAAAGGAAAAUGUGACUGAUUUAUUUCUUCUUUUUUUUAUCUAAACACCAAAUCCAACAAUAUGCCCAGGUUUUCAGAUUUCAAUUUUAUGCUCAGACCCCAAAAAACAAAAAAAUGAACAUAGAGAAUUUUAUUUUUUAUCAUUUUGGGGGGGUUUCAUGACCCAGAAAUUUGGUAAGAAGCAUUUGUAAAAAUACUUGCUCGUGUUAGCUAAUGCUAACAGUCCGCAUCAGUACAGUAUCCACCAUGUUAACCACUUUUGCUUUUUGGACAAGUACUGAAUGAACUCCCUCUCUUCUGCCUUCCUAUCGCUCUUCUUUAAAUGCACCUUAACACGCAUUAGACACUUUAAAUGGUCAAAUGUUUUGUACCCCUGUUUUAUUUAAGCAGUUACUGACUGGCUUAUAAGAUGUCAGCUAAUGCUAGGCUUAGCAUAACUUCAGACGAUAUUGCUUAGACUGCGGCUAACUUAGCACAACAUUGAACAGCAUUUACUAUUUUAUGAGAAAUUGAGACUCUAUUGACAUGUAUUCAUCAAAACUGUGGCCAAUGUUGAUUUUUAAAAGAGCUGAAACCAGCUGAUUCAUUAAAUAAGUUUGGCCGUAAUUCUUUCAUUGGGGCUUGUCUCUCUGAUUGCAUUAUUUUCAAAUCAUGUCCACACAGGACACCAUAAUGCGAGCUUGUAGACUUUUGUGAAAAUCACUUCAACACCACCUUAUUUUUAAAAUAUUAUUCUUUUAACCAUUGUGCAGUGAUAUGCGAGUAACUGUGUGGAUAUACUGUAGUUUGGUUACCGGUAUUCAUUUUUUGGUUGCAAAUUGAAAAUGGAAAGAAUGAAUGAUACGCGGAUUACAGUGUAGGUUUUUUUUUCAGUUUAUUUUUUUUUCUAAAUGCCAAUCUACCCUCUGUCAUCCAUUGGUCAUGUCUGGUUAAAUGAAUGGAUGAAUAGAUGAAAGUCUCACCACUGGGUUUUUAUUUGACUUCAGGCUUCUGCAGGUGGUUCUCACGUUGGUGCUGCUGCUGCUGCUCUGCUUCAGAUGCAAGCGUAACAUGUUACAAAAAUCGGACACGUCACAUCCCAUGUGCGAAUGUCCCAGUCUGGCUUUUUUUUUUAAACUCUUUUACUCAUCUGAAUGAAUGGAGGGUGUGGGGCUGUAAGAAAAUAUAUCUUCCAUGUCCUCCUGAAUGCCUUGAAAUGUACACAGUUUUCCUUUAAAAAAAAUAUUUUUACCCAGCAAAACAGUUGACUUUUUCCAAACCAGACAAUAACUCUUUUAAUAGUAAAUGCGAGUGUAGCCACAUGUGCAAUAUGUCACGUGUGAUCUGUCAUCUCGACACACUGCUGUUAUUAUUAUUUUUAUACCAGUGACAAUUAAUCAUCCAACUUUUGCGUUUCCGGUUUCCGAAAGGUUUUGUGAGUAUAGUAAAAUGAUGAUGUUGCACCUCUGCUGGUCAUUGAAAGGGAAAAAAAAUCCUACACAAAGAUUUUUAAACCAAAGUAAAUCAUUUGUGUUCAUAGCAUUCAUUGGGAUUUUCUCCAAAAUAGAUGAAAAUAAUUUUUCAUCAUUGGCCAGCUGUAUGAGCUGAUUCUAUAUAUUUUUUAAAAUUCAAAAUGCUAUGCAUUUGUUUCCCCGAUAUCACAGAAAUAGCAGUUCUUUUAACAUAACAUCUUUCCCUCUUGCAUCCUGUUAUCCUGUUUUUAUUUUUUUUUUAGUUUUAGCUGAAAUACAAAGUGGAGGGCAUUGUUCACUUGUAGGGCGGGGAAAGUGCAUUCACUCAUGUCAUACUUCGUCUCAGCUUUUCCUUCCUGUUGUGUUUUUAAUGUCAGUAUUUUAAAUUAACAAAAAAAAAUGUUUAUACAUGUUGCUUCUGCCACAUCUUCCUUUAACUUAUGUCUGUAGAACAAAAAAUGAGGCUAUUUAAAAUAAAAAAAAACAAUAAAUAGAAUGUUAUUUAAUGACAA
Messenger RNA from Hippocampus zosterae (dwarf seahorse), 3895 nucleotides. RefSeq names its product arkadia (RNF111) N-terminal like PKA signaling regulator 2N (gene ark2n). NCBI's taxonomy places the organism in Eukaryota, Metazoa, Chordata, Actinopteri, Syngnathiformes, Syngnathidae. The transcript is spliced from 5 exons. The record is from RefSeq and is a predicted model, not a curated record. Gene Ontology annotation, molecular function: ubiquitin protein ligase activity. The coding region runs from base 266 to 1555 and encodes 429 amino acids. Gene Ontology annotation, biological process: ubiquitin-dependent protein catabolic process.